UGCCCGCAGCUGGAGAAAAAGGAAAGACUGGUGGCGGGAAGUUUUCAUUGGCGAGCGCCUGAAAAGUAAAAACGUUUGGAUCUCCAAUUUUAGAAUGGCAUCCAUUUCAGGAACUGCCAUAUUAUUUUCCAUACUCACUGUUCCAUUUUACAUUCCCACCAGCAAUGCAAAAGGGUUCCAAGGCAUGAUACCUUUUUGAUAGAAUUAUAGGAACCUAAGAAAUCACAUAGUAGAAAAUAUAAAUCACUCCAGAUCCUUCUACUCAAAUGAAUACUGUAAUAUAUAGAUGUAUUAUUUUUCAACAAAUAUUUUUAGUUUGCAAAGAGUUUUUAUUAUUUUUUAAUGAAGUACAAUUAAUAUAUGUUAUAUUAGUUUCAGGAGUACAACAUAUUCCCCAAUUCUAUCCAUUAAUCAGGAAUGCAAAAACAAACUGCAGCCUGUGACGAUGAAUCCUGUUCUUAACAGAACUUGUAUUAGUCUCACUGCCUCAAAGUCUCCAAUUUGAAUGAUGCAGGAGACCUGCCAAAGAGCUGGUGUACUUGCCCAUGGAGUUGCAUACUGUUGGGCUGAGGAUGUAGAGAAGCUGAAGGAGAACCAACAGGGUCUGGGAUCUGCAAGCUCUGCUCUUUCCCCAAGGAUAUCUAGCAGCAGCCAGAGUUGUGGACCCAGCGCUGCCCUAUGCCAGUGAGGUCACCAGGCCCGACCUUACACUAAUGUUUUUAAAUUUGGAAAAUAAGCCCACUGUUUCAUUUCUGCCCUCCAAAUCUUUGGCUGCCCAACAAAACAUAGCUGAUCCCCUCCCCAAAGGGGGCACGUAUUCUUGUUAUUCGUCUUUGGAUGAUGCUCCUUCCUCCUCUUGCUCAAUCACAUCCAUCUUGGUAAUCCUCUAACUUAAAUCCUGAGAUACGAAGUCAGCUACUAUUAACAUUUUAUUUUAGACAUUGGGAGAAUAGGAAAAGGGACCUAAAAUUAUGUACAUCCAUGCAUACAUACCUACCACCAACAUCAAAAGAAUAAGGAAGAAAUGCUUAAUAGUAAUUACAGUCCUGUUUCUCAUCUGGUCACGUGGUCAUUAGAUGUUAUUUUAUAACUGUCUUCUUCAGUUUCCCAUUCCUUAUUCCUUUGCGCUCAGCAGGCACCUCAUCUCGCCACAAAUGUGUGGACUUGCCUUAGCAGUUUGCUUGUAUUUGGCUUUUGAGGGGACAUGGGAAUACCAGAAGGUACCCUAGAGGAUCCCCUACAUUUCAGACCUACUCCUCCUUACUUCAGUAGUGUCACAGCAGUCCUAUUUCUCUUGAGUAGUGAGAAAUACUCACCCCAGACAGUACAGUAACCUUCUUCUUUGCCUGUUGAUUUACUGGCAUAAGAAACUCAAAGUAGUCAAGAGGCAGUCCACUUCCAUUUAAAUGGAGCCAUUGCUUUUUCCCCUGGCAGAAGCUUUGCUUCCUUGCUAAGACCUCUAAACCAGCAAAGUUCAAAGUUUCAGGGAUGAGAAGCAAACAUUUCACUAGUGGAUCACUAGGAGGUAAUAGUAAAAGGAGCCACUCCCAUUUCUACCCCGAUUCCUCAGCCCAAGAAUCCUGUCUGUGGUGGGGUGCCUGGAUGGCUCAGUCGUUAAGCGUCUGCCUUCGGCUCAGGGUGUGAUCCCAGAGUCCUGGGAUCGAGCCCCGCAUUAGGCUCCUCUGCUGGGAGCCGCUUCUUCCUUUCCCACUCCCCCUGUCCGUGUUCCCUCUCUUGCUGGCUGUCUCUCUCUCUGUCAAAUAAAUAAAUAAAAUCUUUAAAAAAAAAAAAUCCUGUCUGUGGGACAAACAGCACCAUUCACUGUUUUGGUAGGUAAGGGCAGUUAUAUUGGCUUCCACUUGGUCUUUUCUUCCAUAAUAGUCCUUACUUAUAGGCCAGGGGACCAAUAUGUGGAUUCAGUUAGUUGCUGAGAGCCACUCCUGGCUCUAAUGAUACAACCUGGAACUGUGGAAAUAACCACAGAGUGGGUUAGCAGACCUCCUGAGCCCACUGUGUGAUGGACCUGAGCAACACUGCACUGGUUACGGGACUUGUAUAAAUCCAGUCCCUGUUCUGACUGGUAGAUCACCAGUCGUCUGGGAACUAUCAGUUCAGGUUAAUGUCCAAUAAUUUCUAAGAAGUUAUUUUCCUUUCCCCAGUACACAAUUACCCUGAUAAAUUACUCUGGAGAACACUAGUGUAAAGAUUUACUACAUAAAUUUUUAGUUGUAUAAUAGAGUCCUUCCUUAAAGCGCUCCAACCUCUACUAUAUUCAAGGGACUCUGGAUCUAUAAAUUGACUCAUUUCUGGGAACUGGUUGAAGCCUGUCACUUGUAGUAAUUCAAGUCAGGCUUAUGUUUAUUAGAAUCAGGGCUUUGUAUUCGGAUUUUUAAAUCAAGUAAUCUGAGUUCUCUGUGGUUCAGACUAUUCUGAUUACUACUUCUGCUCUCUUGCCUAUUAUGGUAACCAUAUGUACCUUUUCUUUGGUCGUGAACUGAAUUGCUACCAUUAACUACCAUACCUUGGAAUCCAUCAUUCUCAUUGAUUCAGUUAGUCUAGUUCAAAGGCAGUACUUCCCCCACUGUCAUUCCUAGCUUACAGCCACAGAGAACAGCCUCUAAGAGCUCUUUAGGGAUGCCAGAGGGACCCCCCCCAUGAAUAUAUUUCUCAGUUUUGGUGAAGGGAGUGUCCUCUGGAUCUUCCUGGGGGACAGCAGGAGAGUAGAUGGUCAGUCUACCUGAUAAUCUCCUCUAGCAUUACCAUCUCCCGUAGCCUCUGAAUCCCCUCCUUUAGUGUAUACAUCUCCUAGCUUCAUACUUUUCUUCUGCACCUUCCUCAACUUUCAGAGCCUUCAUAGAAUUGAAGAGAGUUAGGGCCUUGCUCCAGAGUAGGCUUUGGCUUAGGGGAAUGUUGUGGCUGGUUUGAUCUUCUAUCCAGACUACUAAACCUCUCUCCAUGUCAGCGUUAAGGCUGUUUUGCUUUCUUACCUUUCACGUGUUCACUGGAGUAGCAUUUUUAAUUUCCCUCCAGAACCUUGCCCUUGGAUUCACAACUCAGCUAACUGGCUCAAGAGACCUAGCUUUCAGCCUGUCUUGGCUUUUGACAUGGCUUCCUCACUAAGCUUAAUCACUUCUUGUUUUUUAUUUAAAAUGAGAGACAGGCAACUCUUCCCUUCAUUUGAACAGUUAGAGGCCAUUGUAGGGUAGCUUAACUGGCCUGAUUUCAGUAUAGACGUGUCUAAGGGAAUAGGGAGGCCCAUGGGAAAGACUGGGGAAUGGCUGGUUGGUGGUCCUCUUUUAUUGUUUGCUGUCCUAUAUAGGUGUAGUUUGUGGUUCCCCAAAGCAAUUACAAUAGUAGUAUCAAAGAGUACCGAUCACAGAUUACCAUAAAAGUUGUAAUAAUAAUGAAAAUGCUUCAGAUAUUGAAAAAAUUGCCAAAAUGUGACAUAGAGACAUGGAGUGAGCAAAGACUGUUAGUAAAAUGGCACCCACAGACAAGCAUAACACAGGUUGCCAUAAACUUUCAAUUUCUUAAGAAGUUCAAUAUCUUUAAAAUGCAGUAAAGUGGGGGUGCCUGGGUGGCUCAGUGGUUAAGUGUCUGCCUUCGGCUCAGGGCGUGAUCCCAGAGUCCUGGGAUCGAACCCCGCAUCGGGCUCCCUGCUCCGCUGGAAAGCCUGCUUCUUCCUCUCCCACUCCCCCUGCUGUGUUCUCUCUCUCGCUGGCUGUCUCUCUGUCAAAUAAAUAAAUAAAAUCUUAAAAAAAAAUGCAGUAAAGCAAAGCACAAUAAAAUAAGGAAUUCUUAUAUAUAUUGACAAAUGCAACUCUUGGUGUGUUUUAUGUUUUUUUAUGCAUCACACUUUUGUACAUCAUUCUCUGGGGCUUUCUAGGUCUUGAAGCACUGAGAGGUGGCAGGGCAGAUUCUUAGGGGGGCUUAGCAAUCCUUUUCGAGGCAAGACCAUCACAGGCAUUCAGAUGGGGGAAGCUGUCUGAGAAAGAGGAGGAAGGGCAAGAGAGACUUGACAGAAUUUAGUGGGUUAAGGUCCCCUGCCUCCUUCAUUGUAUCUGCACAGAUGUUUUACCUUCGCAAUUGCAGAGUCUCACUUCUUUCUAAUCAGUGCCCUAACUUUGACAUAAGAGUCUGUGCAAGGCUGGGAAUUUGAUUUGCAUUGUAAUUCAGCCACCUGCAGAACGUUGGUGUUCAGUAAUCUCGGCCCGGUAGCUACAGGAGAUAAGGGGUUCUUUGAGGACAGUCAUAGAGACUUUGAUGUCCCUUUAUGGAGAUCCUGCAUUUCUCUCAGGUUCUUCAGCAUAUUUAGGAGCAGCCAAUCAACCCCAUUAUUCUCACAAAAAUGUUCUGUGACAGCAAACACUUGGUUACCCAGAGCCUUUCGCUCUCUAGAUACUUGAUUACUGGUGUCUAGAUUAUAAUUUACAUAAUUUUGUCUACUGCGUGCCAUGGAAUACCACUGUCCCUUUUACGACUGCAGGCAAGGGUCAUUAAUGCCUUUAAAUCUUUAAAUCAGAGACUAUUCUAGGUGGCAUAGAAGCAAUAUAGAGAACCUACUUUUAAGUUUCUUUUCCUCUGGAACAACAUUUGGUGUUGGUUGGAGUUCACUCAGAGAAGCUCAAUCAUUAUGAGUGAUAUAAGGGAUUUAUUAUAGGAAUUAGUUCCUACAUGAUUGUGGGAUGUGGUUAAGCAGUCCAUUACUGGUCCUGAAGUCAAGUAGGGACAGGAAGAUGGAGAGUGAGUGUGGGAGGAUAAAGAAGAGCUGAAACCAAUGAAGACAAACUGGAACCCAUCUGUCUCUCACUUGGCCUCGUGUUGGUGAGUCAUUGCCUCCAAGGCUCUGACUUCCAGGAUGCUCACGCCCUGCAGAAGAGCUGGUGCACUUGCCAUAGAAAAUUGUACAAGAUUGUGUCCAGUGAUGCCGGGAAGCUGAAGAAGCUGCGGGCCAACCUGCUGUGCCAAAGAGAUUCAGCAGGAGAUGGAGGAAUUGGCUUCUGCCCUUUGCCGAGAAGAUCUAACUGAAGAAUUGGAUUCUGUAACCAAUGAGCUACAUGCAGUAGACGUUCAAAUUCAGGAACUUCUGGAAAGGCAACAAGAGCUUAUUCAGAAAAAGAAUACCCUAACAAGCCGAAUAAAGCAGCAUUUAGAGGCUUCUGAUGCCGGGGAAAGCAGUGAAUGGGAUUCUUCACCCGGUGCUUGGAGUAAAGAAGAUUUUCCCUGGUCUGGUAAAGUUAAAGAUGUUCUGCAAACUGUCUUUAAACUGCAGAGGUUCAGACUGCUUCAGCUUGAAACUAUUAAUGUAACAAUGUCUGGAAAGGACGUAUUUCUUGUUAUGCCUACAGGAGGUGGAAAGAGCUUAUGCUACCAGUUACCAGCAUUAUGUUCGGAUGGUUUUACCCUUGUGAUUUGCCCAUUGAUCUCUCUUAUGGAGGACCAGUUGAUGGUUUUAAAACAAUUAGGAAUUUCAGCUACCACGUUAAAUGCUUCUAGUUCUAAGGAGCAUGUGAAAUGGGUUCAUGCUGAAAUGGUAAAUAAAAGCUCCAAGCUAAAGCUAAUUUAUGUGACCCCAGAGAAAAUCGCAAAAAGCAAAAUGUUCAUGUCGAGACUAGAGAAAGCCUAUGAAGCAAAGAGAUUUACCCGGAUUGCUGUGGAUGAAGUUCACUGCUGUAGCCACUGGGGACAUGAUUUCAGACCCGAUUAUAAGGCACUUGGUAUCUUGAAGCGGCAGUUCCCUAACACAGCGCUAAUGGGGCUGACGGCAACCGCGACAAGCCAUGUUCUGAAGGAUGCCCAGAAAAUACUGUGUGUGGAAAAGUGUUUUACUUUCACAGCUUCUUUUAAUCGGCCGAAUCUUUAUUAUGAGAUUCGGCAGAAGCCCUCCAACACCGAAGAUUUUAUCGAGGAUAUUGUAAAGCUCAUUAAUGGGAGAUACAAAGGGCAAUCAGGAAUUAUAUAUUGCUUUUCUCAGAAAGACUCUGAGCAAGUUACAGUUAGUUUACAGAAACUGGGAAUUCAAGCAGGAGCGUACCAUGCCAAUAUGGAACCAGAAGAUAAAACCAAUGUUCAUCGAAGAUGGUCAGCCAAUGAAAUUCAGGUAGUAGUGGCCACAGUUGCAUUUGGUAUGGGAAUUGAUAAACCAGAUGUGAGGUUUGUUAUCCAUCAUUCAAUGAGUAAAUCUAUUGAAAAUUAUUACCAAGAGAGUGGACGUGCAGGUCGAGAUGACAUGAAAGCGGACUGUAUUUUGUAUUAUGGCUUUGGAGAUAUAUUCAGAAUAAGUUCAAUGGUGGUGAUGGAAAAUGUAGGACAACAGAAGCUUUAUGAGAUGGUGUCAUAUUGUCAAAACAUAAGCAAGUGUCGCCGUGUAUUGAUAGCUCAACAUUUUGAUGAAGUGUGGAAUUCAGAAGCAUGCAACAGAAUGUGUGAUAAUUGUUGUAAAGACAUUGCAUGUGAAAGAAAGAAUGUAGCAGCACACUGCAGAGAUCUAAUCAAGAUCCUGAAGCAGGCAGAGGACCUGAAUGAAAAGCUCACACCACUGAAACUCAUUGAUUCUUGGAUGGGAAGGGGUGCAGCAAAAUUGAGAGUGGCAGGUGUCGCUCCUCCUAAGCUUCCUCGUGAAGACCUGGAGAAGAUGAUUGCACACCUUCUUCUACAGCAGUAUCUUAAAGAAGACUACAGUUUUACAGCUUAUGCUACCAUUUCAUAUUUGAAAAUAGGACCUAAAGCUAAUCUUCUGAACAACGAGGCACAUGUCAUUACCAUGCAAGUAAAGAAGACCACACAGAGCUGUUUGAGGAUUGAAUCAUCUCAAACUUGUCAUUCUGAAGGAGGUGAUAAAAAAAGGGAAGAAAAAAAUUCAGGUAACUUCCAGAAGUCUGCAAACAUGCUUCAGCAAUCUAAGAAUACAGGGACUAAGAAAAGAAAAAUUGAUGAUGCGUGA
Molecule: messenger RNA, 6943 nt
Organism: Ailuropoda melanoleuca (giant panda)
Lineage: Eukaryota; Metazoa; Chordata; Mammalia; Carnivora; Ursidae
Gene: RECQL
Product: RecQ like helicase
Exons: 16
Coding region: 4985-6943 (652 amino acids)
Biological process (GO): double-strand break repair via homologous recombination
Cellular component (GO): cytoplasm; chromosome
Molecular function (GO): nucleic acid binding; ATP binding; 3'-5' DNA helicase activity
Source: RefSeq, a predicted model, not a curated record